Molecule: messenger RNA, 3038 nt
Organism: Neolamprologus brichardi
Lineage: Eukaryota; Metazoa; Chordata; Actinopteri; Cichliformes; Cichlidae
Source: RefSeq, a predicted model, not a curated record
GACGAGCCAGUGGAGAAAACCGCAGCUCCGGGCGGAGCGGGUGAAAAGAGCAAACAUCCCUCAGCUGUAUAUUGUGGGUGUCACCGCUGGAAGUUAUGAUCUGCUGAGGAGAAACCUGCAAACGAGGAAGAGGCAGCUAGAUUCCCUAGGAUCAAGACACUAAGAGCUAAUUUUACUCUCCCAGCGAACGGGUUUUAUUUUUUCAAAUUCUCUCUUUUUUUUUGUAGCUGCGAGGAGAAGAGAUUAAAAAUGUCUUUGAUGGACUUGGAGAAGCUGAAGAUGACGUGCGCUGGUCGGGCCAUGGCAGUGCUGACCAGCGGUGGAGAUGCACAAGGGAUGAAUGCUGCCGUCCGAGCUGUGACCAGGAUGGGCAUUUAUGUGGGGGCCAAGGUCUAUCUCAUUCAUGAGGGUUACCAGGGAUUGGUGGAUGGGGGAGACAACAUCAAACUGGCCCACUGGCACAGUGUGACCAACAUUAUUCAGCUGGGUGGGACCGUGAUAGGCAGUGCCCGCUGCAAGGCCUUCAUGACGCGUGAGGGCAGAGUUUCUGCCGCCUUCAACCUGGUAAAGAAAGGCAUCACCAACCUGUGCGUGUGUGGUGGUGACGGCAGCCUUACCGGAGCCAACAUCUUCCGCAAUGAGUGGAGCGAUCUACUCGAUGAACUCGUAAAGAAAGGUGAGUGUUGCUCAAGANNNGCUAAGCAGCAUUAUAACUUGAACAUCGUGGGCCUCGUCGGCUCCAUAGACAACGACUUCUGCGGCACUGACAUGACCAUCGGUGCCGACUCUGCGCUGCACCGCAUCAUGGAGAUAAUUGAUGCCAUAAUGACCACUGCACAGAGCCACCAGCGUGCAUUUGUUUUGGAAGUGAUGGGACGGCACUGCGGGUAUUUGGCUUUAGUGUCAGCUCUGGCAUCAGGGGCAGACUGGGUUUUUAUUCCAGAGGCUCCACCUCAGGAGGGCUGGGAGGACAAUAUGUGUGCCCGUCUAGAGGGGAGCCGCACAAGUGGGGGGUCGAGACUGAACAUCAUAAUCGUCGCAGAAGGAGCCAUUGAUAGAAAUGGCAAGCCCAUCUCCUCAAAUUAUAUAAAAGAUGUAAUAUUCAAUGUCAGUGCUGUCUUAAUUGCACAUAUAUCCAAACACACGUGUUUCCAGAGCAGCAUAUUGGGUGUGGAAGCGGUCGUCACCCUGGUGGAGGCUUCUCCUGAAACCCCCGCCUGUGUCAUCGGCCUGUCGGGCAACCAAGCAGUCCGCCUCCCUCUGGUGGAGUGUGUGGAGAUGACUAAGUUGGUGCAGACGGCCAUGAACGAGAAGAGGUUUGAUGAAGCCAUUAAAUUGCGUGGAGGGAGUUUUGAGAGCAAUUGGAACAUCUACAAGAGUCUCGCUUUCCACAAGCCUCCUCAGUCUAAGAGCAACUUCUCUUUUGCUAUUCUGAACGUGGGAGCUCCGGCGGCAGGAAUGAAUUCUGCAGUGAGGUCAGCGGUGAGGUCAGGGCUCUCUCGUGGACACAAAGUCUACGGGGUCAAUGACGGCUUUCUGGGACUUGCCGAUGGAGCGGUAUUUGAGAUGGAAUGGCACAGUGUGGCUGGAUGGACGGGCCAAGGAAGCUCACUGCUGGGGACAAAACGGACUCUUCCCAACUCUCACCUGGAGAAGAUUGUGGAAACCAUCACCAAGUUUGAAAUCUCAGCUCUGCUUGUAAUAGGAGGGUUUGAGGGGUACCAAGGUGUGCUUGAGCUCUACGAGGCCCGGACUCACUACGAUGAGCUCUGCAUUCCCAUGGCCGUUAUCCCUGCUACCAUUAGCAACAACGUCCCGGGAACUUUCUUCAGUGUGGGUACAGACACUGCUGUCAAUUGUGCAAUGGAGAGUUGUGACAAGAUCAAGCAGUCUGCCAGUGGGACCAAGAGACGAGUGUUUGUGGUGGAGACCAUGGGUGGGUACUGUGGAUAUCUGGCAUCCGCAACUGGCAUAGCAGUGGGUGCUGAUGCAGCCUACAUCUUUGAAGACCCCUUUAACAUCCAUGACCUUAAGACAAAUGUGGAGCACUUAUCUGAAAAGAUGAAGAAAGAUGUCCAACGAGGUCUAAUCUUGAGGAAUGAAAAAUGCCAUGAAAACUACACUACAGAUUUCAUCCAUAAGCUGUAUUCAUCAGAAGGGAAGGACAUCUUUGACUGCAGAGUCAACGUGUUAGGACACCUCCAGCAGGGCGGGGCACCUUCUCCCUUUGAUAGAAAUUUUGGCACGAAGCUGGGCGUGAAAGCUAUCGAGUGGCUUUCAGAGAAACUGACUGAAAAUUACCGACAAGGCCGAGUGUUUGCCAACUCACCAGAAACAGCAUGUGUCAUUGGCCUUAACAGGAAGGUUGUCUCAUUCACCCCUGUCACUGAACUGAAGGAAAUAACCGAUUUUGAGCACCGGAUGCCCAAGGUAGAGUGGUGGUUAAAACUGCGGCCCAUGCUAAAGAUGUUGGCCAAGUACCAAACCAGCUUCAAUGAAUAUGUCCCAGGAGAGAUUGAACAUGUGACUCAACGCUCCAUCAGCAUUGACAGUGGAUUCUAAGCUCUCUGUAAAAUGGCAGCAUGCUUUGCAUCUUUUAACUUUUAUCCAUCAUUUUUAAUUCUCAUCAUCACAUAUCGUAUGUAACCUUUCUUCACAAGCGUGGGCUUUCAAUUUGACUGCCUGACUUCUUGUUUUCACGUAAAGAUAUUUCAAUGCUUUCCAUCAAAAUGCAGAACUCCCUUUCUCUGCCCUCUGAUAUAUCGGUUAACCUGAUUUGUUCAGAAGUUUUGUGUGCUCCUUCUUGCACUAAAGUUGCUUUUAUUUGCUCAGAGAAGUUCUGGUCAUGAUCCAAUUUGUGCCCAGACUUUUUUGUUUGUGCUUAGGGGGCAUACUGUAUGGGCACAAUAGGUGGUGGGACCUUUACUCCAUGCCCAUCUCUUAAACUUGAAUGACCAUGAAUAUACUUUCUAAACCCCAACCCACCCCACCCCAACCGGUCGCAGCAGAUGGCCGCCCCUCCCUGAGCCUGGUUCUGC